This is a messenger RNA of Pantherophis guttatus, 1416 nucleotides long. RefSeq names its product nudix hydrolase 15 (gene NUDT15). Gene Ontology annotation, biological process: dGTP catabolic process. NCBI's taxonomy places the organism in Eukaryota, Metazoa, Chordata, Lepidosauria, Squamata, Colubridae. The record is from RefSeq and is a predicted model, not a curated record. Gene Ontology annotation, cellular component: cytosol. Gene Ontology annotation, molecular function: 8-oxo-7,8-dihydrodeoxyguanosine triphosphate pyrophosphatase activity.
CCAGUGGAGAGUUUAAGACGGUUUCUGUCCUUUUAAAAAGUUUUUUUUUUAAUCGAGAUAAUAAUUAUCCUUCAAGAACAUCUCUGCUACCAAAUUGGCAGUUACCACCGGCAGUUGAGCCCUGAAAAGACCGCCUCUCCCACGCAGAUUGGCUGCGCCACCGUCUGGCCGAGGAAGGCGGAGUUAAACCGCACAUAAGUCUGCGGGACCGGCCAUGGAGAAGCCGCUGCGCCCAGGGGUCGGAGUUGGGGUGGUGAUCACGAGCCUCAGGCACCCUGGUUGCGUCCUAGUAGGCAAGCGGAGAAGUGUCGUCGGCAGCGGCUUCUUCCAGCUUCCCGGAGGACACUUAGAGUUCGGUGAAAGUUUGGUAGAAUGUGCAGAGAGAGAAACUUUAGAAGAAGCUGCUUUGCAUCUAACAAAUGUGCAGUUUGCUUCAGUUGUAAAUGCUGCCAGUUUAAAGGAUAAUUACCAUUAUGUCACCAUCCUAAUGAAAGGAGACGUUGAUAUGAAUCAUGAAUCCGAACCAAAGAAUCUGGAACCUGAUAAAAAUGAAAGUUGGGAAUGGGUAAAAUGGGAUGAGUUUCCACCAGCCAAUAUACUCUUCUGGCCUCUACGCUGCUUAAGAGAACAAAAUUAUAAUCCUUUCAAAGAAGAAUUAAAUCACCUGAUUGGGUACACUGGAAAUCUAUAAAAGUUAUAUUUUAUGCAUUUAAAAAAUAUAUCAAUAGGCCCCUAUGAAGAGACUUUUGUUAUCAAUGUUAUCAGACUUUUGUUAUCAGUUGUACAUUUUCUCUAAAUACUUGAACUAACCUCUGUCAAUAGUGCAUGACUGGCAGUAAUCAUAUUCCCUCCAAAUGCUGUAUUUUGGCACACCGCUUCACAUAUUUUUCUUUACAACAAAUUUAAUGCAGACUUAAUGCAUACUUGUGAUACUUAUGGUUUUGUUAUUGGUCAAAGCAGCUGCAACAAUGCAUCCUAUAUUUUAUGUUACUCUGCUCUGUAAGAAAAGAUGAUUGUAUAGUAAAAGGAUUAUAGUUGUCUCCAUAAUUGAUAUGAUCCAGUCUAAUCACAAAAGGUCCAUAUUUUAAACUCUUCCCAUUCUAAUCCAUUUUGCUCUGAUUUAGGAGUACCACCAUUGGAAAGAAAAAUUACUACCAGCGUGAAAACCUUUUUUUUAUCAUGAAACUUUUCCAAUAAUGGGAAAAAACAUUAACAUGUUUUUAUGCAACUAUAUAACCCACAUUGUGUUUAGUUUUCCACUAGUUAUUUUUGCAUGAUACACUGAAUCAAAAUUUGUUCAGCCACAUUAAAAUAUAUUGUGUGAAUUUUGCCUUUAUGGUUAACUGAGUAAACCAGGAACUAUGAAAAUCCAUUUCAUGUUAACUGAGCCUUUAAUUUUUUAGGAAAAUUAUUUUU